Molecule: messenger RNA, 932 nt
Organism: Scomber japonicus (chub mackerel)
Lineage: Eukaryota; Metazoa; Chordata; Actinopteri; Scombriformes; Scombridae
Gene: coq4
Product: coenzyme Q4 homolog (S. cerevisiae)
Exons: 7
Coding region: 1-804 (267 amino acids)
Biological process (GO): ubiquinone biosynthetic process
Cellular component (GO): mitochondrial inner membrane; mitochondrion
Source: RefSeq, a predicted model, not a curated record
AUGUGGCUACGCAUAGUGAAGAAUCUUCAUCGGUUUAAUCACCGACACCGACGCGUUUUGACCUCAAAAGUGUGUGUCCAAAAGCUUCACAGUGACUUUACAGACAGUAACUAUGAAGGGUUGUAUCCAGGACACAUCCCCACCACAUCCAUCCAGAAAGCCUUGCUGGCUGUCGGGUCUGGGGUGGUUGCAUUGCAGAACCCCUACAGACAUGACAUGGUUGCAGUGCUUGGAGAGACGACGGGACACCUAGCGUUAAUAAAUCUCAGGGACAGGAUGAAAAACGACCCUGAAGGCUACACUAUCCUAACAGAAAGGCCCAGGAUCCGGCUGUCUACACUUGAUCUGACAAAGAUGGCCUCAUUACCUGAUGGCUCUUUUGGGAGAGAAUACCUCCGUUUUCUGGAGGACAAUCAUGUGACCCCUGACACGAGGGCAGAUGUGAAGUUUGUUGACAACGAGGAGCUAGCUUACGUCAUGCAGCGAUACAGAGAGGUCCAUGAUUUGUUGCACACAUUACUGGGCAUGCCCACCAACAUGUUAGGUGAGGUGGCCGUGAAAUGGUUCGAAGCUGCUCAGUUGGGGCUUCCCAUGUGUGCUCUUGGAGCUGUGUUGGGGCCACUUCGGCUAAAUGCAAGCCGUUUACAGUCACUGUUCAAAUCCUUGGGCCCUUGGGCACUACAGAAUGGGCGGCAUGCUCGUUGUGUCCUCAGCAUCUUUUAUGAGAGGCGAUGGGAGCAGAGACUCGAGGAUCUUAGACAGGAGCUCAACAUCAUGCCUCCGCCACUCAUACCAACAAGAUGAGCACCUGAGAAAGAGCCCAAAGAAGAUCCAGGUUUCAGGAAUCGCUGCAAAAAAGACGUUAGCUGACAAACAAGAAAUAUAAGUGCAACACAAUGGAAUUUUUUGGAGAAUGAAACUUAGAAAACUAA